Molecule: messenger RNA, 1114 nt
Organism: Humulus lupulus (European hop)
Lineage: Eukaryota; Viridiplantae; Streptophyta; Magnoliopsida; Rosales; Cannabaceae
Product: B3 domain-containing protein At3g19184-like
Exons: 7
Coding region: 112-894 (260 amino acids)
Molecular function (GO): DNA binding
Source: RefSeq, a predicted model, not a curated record
UCCUAAUAAGUUUGGCGCUUUAGCUCCUCUCCAGUCCAGUCAGUGCUGCCAGCGGUCACCUUUUCCGUUGAGUUGUGAAGCUGUUUCUUCUUUAUUUUCUCUAUUUCGAAAAUGGUGAAGUCUAAAUUGGGCUACGAGGAAUGUCGGAAACAAAGACUGGAAGAGAAUAAAAAAAGAAUGGAGGAGCUCAACCUCACCAAGCUUGCUCAAGCUCUCAAAACCCCAACUCCUAAGUCCACACCCGUAAAGCAGGGGAAGCCCAGAACUCGAAUAAACGUGGAGCCCUCUUCCGUGCCACUGAGAAGGUCCAGUCGAGUCGCCGACAAAUCUCCUCCAAAUUACAAAGAAGUCCCUAUUGAACCUUUGGAGUGGCCCAGAAGUAAUUACAGGAGCUAUCGAAGGGGAGAUUUGCUUAACCGGGUUUAUGCUUCGGAUGAAGCAAGGGAAUAUGCCAUUUAUAGAGCAGCGUUACUUCAAUCAGAAAUAGAAUCCAACUCCCCAAGUUUUAUGAAACCACUGCUUCAGUCACAUGUUACUGGAGGCUUUUGGCUGGGUCUUCCAGUCCAAUUUUGCAAGAGUCACCUUCCACAUACAGAUGAGGCAAUUACUUUGGUUGAUGAAGAGGGAGGUGAAUUCCCAACAAGGUAUCUUGUUGAUAAAAAUGGCCUUAGUGGAGGAUGGAGAGGUUUUGCCAUCGAUCAUCAACUAGUUGAUGGGGAUGCUUUAGUUUUUCAUCUGGUCAAGCCAACUCAAUUUAAGGUCUAUAUAAUUAGAGCAAAUCAAAUAGAAGGCCAGGACGUUAUAAAUGAAGACGAAACUAAAGAGAACGACAAAGAUUUGGAAGACAUUCCCUCAGGCAGAAGGUCCAAAAGGAUCAGAUCAAGCAAAAAGUAGGAACAGACAUAAUAGAAGAUGAGAUACCAAAAGACUAGUUUCUGUAUUAUAAUUGAUGAUUGUUGUGUUGAAGCUGCUGUGCCAUGAAAGUUUUAACUAAUUCCCCUUUGUAGCCUCUGGAUUAAAUAUUAUGCCCUCAAAAUUUGGUGACGAGAUGUUAUUUAUCCUUAAAUAUCUAAUAGAAAAUUAUAUAUAAAAAAAAAAAGCAUCGGGGGAGUAA